Molecule: messenger RNA, 741 nt
Organism: Mollisia scopiformis
Lineage: Eukaryota; Fungi; Ascomycota; Leotiomycetes; Helotiales; Mollisiaceae
Exons: 2
Coding region: 27-605 (192 amino acids)
Biological process (GO): ribosomal large subunit export from nucleus
Cellular component (GO): nucleolus; preribosome, large subunit precursor
Source: RefSeq, a predicted model, not a curated record
CAUAAUUAAGACAACGCACAUUCACAAUGGGGAAGACUGCGCCGAUCAAGAAGAAAGGUGGCGCAUCAGUGCACUCUCGCGCUGCGAAAAGAGCAUCCUCUCCUGGAAUCGACCUCGAUAAGUCGCUGAAAGAUUUGAAGCCUCCCCAAGACACCAAGAAACAACGACCUUCCGUCCUAGCCAUUCACCAAGGUUCAGGAGUCACAAAGAAGAAGAAUGGCAGAAAAACGGUAUUGAGUGCCAGAGCGAAGAGGAGACAGGAGAAAGGAAUGGACCGGGCAGAAGCAGUAAUGGACAAGACAGAGAAGAAGGUUCAGAAGAGCAAGGGAAAAGCCCGGACAGUUCAAGAAAGAGCGAAGAAUUGGGAUGAGCUGAACAAGAAGAUGCUGGCUCAGAAGGCAAAAGAAGAGGCUUUAGCAUUGGAGAAGGAGAAAGAGAAUUGGGUGGAUGAGGAUGAGGAUGAUAUGGAGGAUGUGGAGGUCCAAGACGAUCCUGCUGCUGAGGCCACGGUCACCGAAACGAUGGUCGUCGAGAUGAUUACCACAGAUUCGAUUGCUCAGUCGGUCCCAUUACCCCAACCGGAGGUGGAUGAGGAAGAACUGUAGAUGAGUCACGAUCGUUGCAUGGAAGGGCGUUCUGGUUGGGAAAAUCAUGGGAGGGGAUUUGAUACCACUAGACUAUGAUGAAUUAUGGCUAUCAUGUUUGUAGAUCACUCAUGCAAUAGAGAGCUAUACGCUUCGG